UAUGAAGCGGAGUACGAAUAUGAAUUGCAGUAUUAAGUCAUUCUGAACACUGAACACUGAACACUACACUGAACAACAUGGCAGCGCCCAGCCCUCUCUCACAUGAAAAUCUGAGCUACAAACAUCCUACCUCGAGUCCGUCGUUCAUACGGAAAGCCGUGAAGGCGAAUGUUCAAUUUGAUGGUUUUCGUUUUGCAGCUGGGCAAAAAUGUCACAGGGAAAGACUCAUCCUAUCAAAACGACUGAAAGUGGAAACUUUGGAAGACGCUGGGACGUUGUUGUCUGCACAGGAAGAAUAUGAAAUGACCGAAAGUGCCACAAAGUUACUCAAGUCUGGCAGGAAGGUGGAUGCCCUGACCACACUCCACAGAGCGCUAGCCAGGGACGAGAGCAAUGCCAAGACGUUCAUAAAACUGGACGGGCUACCUGCGUUGAUCGGCUGUUUCUUCGCCCCUGACUCGGAGAUCCUCCACGCUGCGGCCUGGUGUGCCAUCAAUCUCACGGCUGGCAUGUCACUGUCACUGAAACGUGUCAAGUUGUUGUCGCCAAUCCUCUUUCAGUUCUUGCAAGGAUCAGACGUAGCGAUGCAGGAAUUGUGUGCUUGGGCCCUCGGGAACAUAGCAGGAGACUCGGCGUCCCACAAGGACCUUCUUGUUCAGCAAGGCUGCGUGCCCGCACUGACAGAAUUAGUUUCAAAGUCACAUCGUGUGAUGUAUGAAGCAAGAACGCACAGCGUGUUGUUUGCGCUCGCCAAUAUAGCGCGCGGAUCAUAUGACUGUGUCAGGUGUCUGCAAGAACAUUGUAUCUACAAGCACAUAGUCAUGAUGAUGGAGAACCUUCCCGUUACGUCUCAGUCUUGCUCUCAGCUGGGCUGGUUGAUCAACAGCAUAUACUUUAGAACUGAGUCUUUCACAGAUAGUAGGGAGCAGUUUUCUACAAUUCUCCCUUUGGUGCUGGAGAGGUGUUAUCAGAUUAAUCAAAUGGUAGACACGCGGUAUAGAGAAAAGCUGAUGCUGCCGUUCUUGCGAUGUUUGGGCAACUUGAUUGGGCAGUCCGAGGAAGUAGCGCUAGAGGCAGGAAGGCAACUUGUGUUUUACGACAUCGUCUCUCGUGGUCUCAGCUCUCGGUCAACGGCUUUUGUGCACCAAGAAAUUUUGUGGAUAUUAUCAAACUUUAUUGUGGAGCCUAGCUGUUGUGUCCUUGUGUUGUGUCAGCCGUCCCUUCUGACGAACAUUCUGAACCUGUGCCCAACGCCAAACGUAAAAGUGUGUGCUGCUGCUUUACACAUUGUAGAAAGAAUGACCCACAUCUCCACGCAAAUGUCGCAGUACCUCUUUGAUCAAGAAGUUCUCAUGAAAGUUUGUCCCGUCCUCUCCUGCGGUGAAUUUGAGCUGGUCGAAAAAGCUCUGGACAUUUUCAUAGAGCUGCUUGAGACCACGUCAAAAGAUAGAGAAGACUCCCUGAAGGAGUUGACGGAGACUCCCUUGCAGAUGUUGCUCUCCCCUGACGUCCCUGACAGCGUCUCGGCCAAAGCAAAGCGCACGCUCAGUUUAUUGUGACCUUUUAUUUUAUUUAUAUUAUUUCUCAGGACUGCCGUCAUUUUUAAAAAUACAGUAUAUACGGUUUUUGCAAUUUUACAGAAGAGUAAAAAAAACCUUGAAUGUUGUUACCAGGAAAACUAUUUGCAACCAUCACAAGUCAAUAUUUUUAAGAAUACAAUUUUGAUGAUAACUUUCAUAUUGUCUUUAAAGCAAAUGCUGUUUUCUUGGUAGCAACGUUCAGUUUUUUGGCUCUCCUGUAAAAUCGUAAAAAUUUAUAUGUACUGUGUGAUGCCUCAUUAUAGUUUGGAUACACAUGGAUAGUUCAGCACUACAACCGUACACAGAAAUCAGCAACCGACCAUGUUGGAUGUUUAUGACAUAACUGAAUCUUAACUUUAAUUGUUCAUCCUGAAGAGUACAAAUGGCGCUCAAAUGACCUUAUAUAGUUGCGAGCACCGUAAAACCUUACUAACUAAAAAAAAAAGAAAAAAGAAGAGUACCAAAUUAAUGAAU
Molecule: messenger RNA, 2054 nt
Organism: Aplysia californica (California sea hare)
Lineage: Eukaryota; Metazoa; Mollusca; Gastropoda; Aplysiida; Aplysiidae
Product: importin subunit alpha-9
Exons: 12
Coding region: 78-1559 (493 amino acids)
Molecular function (GO): protein binding
Source: RefSeq, a predicted model, not a curated record